Molecule: messenger RNA, 411 nt
Organism: Australozyma saopauloensis
Lineage: Eukaryota; Fungi; Ascomycota; Pichiomycetes; Serinales; Metschnikowiaceae
Gene: RPL27A
Product: 60S ribosomal protein eL27
Exons: 2
Coding region: 1-411 (136 amino acids)
Biological process (GO): translation
Cellular component (GO): cytosolic large ribosomal subunit; ribosome
Molecular function (GO): structural constituent of ribosome
Source: RefSeq, a predicted model, not a curated record
AUGGCUAAGUUCAUCAAAUCCGGUAAAGUUGCUAUCGUUACCCGUGGUCGUUUCGCUGGUAAGAAGGUCGUGGUUGUCAAGCCUCACGAUGACGGCACCAAGUCCCACGCUUUCGCACACGCCAUCGUUGUUGGUAUCGAGACCGCCCCAUUGAAGGUCACCAAAGCUCACAGCGAAAAGCAAAUUGCCAAGAGAACCAAGGUCAAGGCUUUCGUCAAGUUGGUCAACUACAACCACUUGAUGCCAACCAGAUACUCCUUGGACGUUGAGUCUUUCAAGACCGCUGUCACCCCAGAGUCCUUGGUCGAGCCAUCCCAAAAACAAGAAGCCAAGAAGGUUGUCAAGAAGAUUUUGGAGGAAAAGCACCAAGCUGGUAAGAACAAGUGGUUCUUCUCCAAACUCAGAUUCUAA